Molecule: messenger RNA, 1984 nt
Organism: Cariama cristata (Red-legged seriema)
Lineage: Eukaryota; Metazoa; Chordata; Aves; Cariamiformes; Cariamidae
Gene: TENT5C
Product: family with sequence similarity 46, member C
Exons: 1
Coding region: 21-1193 (390 amino acids)
Biological process (GO): mRNA stabilization
Molecular function (GO): poly(A) RNA polymerase activity; RNA binding
Source: RefSeq, a predicted model, not a curated record
UGGAGAAGAGAAACCUUAAGAUGGCAGGCAAAGGAAGUAACACAGACUGCAUGUCAUGCAGUGUACUGAACUGGGAGCAGGUCAGCCGUCUGCAUGAGGUUCUUACAGAGGUGGUUCCGAUCCAUGGACGAGGUAACUUCCCAACGCUGAAGAUAACUCUGAAGGACAUUGUUCAGACAGUUCGGAAUAGGCUGAGUGAAGCAGGCAUUGUGGUACAUGAUGUCCGUCUGAAUGGCUCUGCAGCUGGUCAUGUCCUGGUGAAGGAUAAUGGGCUGGGAUGCAAAGACCUGGAUCUCAUUUUUCAAGUUUCUCUUCCAAGUGAGGCAGAGUUUCAGUUAGUUCGAGAUGUGGUUUUGCGAUCCCUCUUGAAUUUCUUGCCAGAAGGAGUGAGCAAGCUAAAAAUCAGUCCAGUAACGCUGAAGGAAGCCUACAUCCAGAAGCUAGUCAAAGUGUACACAGAGUCUGACCGCUGGAGCUUGAUAUCUCUUUCCAACAAACAUGGCAGGAAUGUGGAGCUGAAGUUUGUAGACUGUAUACGACGACAGUUUGAGUUCAGUGUGGACUCCUUCCAAAUCAUACUGGACUCCCUGCUCUUUUACUAUGACUACUCAGAAACUCCGAUGUCAGAGCACUUCCAUCCAACUGUGAUUGGGGAGAGCAUGUAUGGAGACUUUGAAGCCGCUUUUGAUCACCUCCAGAACAAGCUGAUAGCUACCAAAAAUCCUGAAGAGAUCCGAGGUGGUGGGCUUCUGAAGUAUAGUAACCUCUUAGUACGAGACUUCAGGCCCAUGGAUAAGGAUGAGAUCAAAACAUUAGAGCGCUACAUGUGCUCCCGAUUCUUCAUAGACUUCCCAGACAUUCUGGAUCAGCAGCGCAAACUAGAGACCUACCUCCAGAACCACUUCUCCAAAGAAGAGAGAAGCAAAUAUGACUACCUCAUGAUUCUGCGCAGGGUGGUGAAUGAGAGCACAGUCUGUCUCAUGGGACAUGAGCGAAGGCAGACUCUCAACUUGAUUUCUCUGCUAGCACUCAAAGUGCUGGCAGAGCAAAACAUCAUCCCUAAUGCCACUAAUGUUACCUGUUACUACCAGCCAGCACCUUAUGUUAGUGAUGCGAACUUCAGCAACUACUAUCUUGCAAAUUCUCCUGUGCCGUACAGCCAGUCCUACCCCACUUGGUUGCCUUGCAAUUGAUCACUUGAGCAUUCUUGAAUGGAGGCUACUGAAGGCCAACAUGCUCAAUGUAUAUAGACAAGUAAUAACUGUCAGUUGAAGAUUUUCUAAUGGAAACAUGACUGCCUUAGACUGUCUAUUUCCUGGUAUGCAGUGGGAAUAUGCAGCCAGGUGACCUGCUAUGAACCUUUCAGUGUAUAUAUCUACAAAUGCCAAGAAGCCUUAUUACCUCUUCAAUAGGAGAAGAGAACCGGCAGCCAAGUGUUAAGAGCAGUAGUUACAAGACUCUGUACUAGUUCUGGAAGUGGCUGUUAACAUGUGAUUUAAGUGGAAUAUUCAGCAAACUGGGUUAGUUAAUGGACUGUAAAAUGUCUUGAGCAGAAACCACUCCUGGACUAGCAGCAAAACUCUGCUUUCUAUUGCCUAACCUUGUUACUCUACACUUCCUCAGUUUAAGUUCUGGACAACUUUCUAUUGAACUAAUUGUGCAAGAGUGGGCUUGUGUCAUGCUUGGGCUGCUUGUACUUUCUGGCUGUGUAGAACUGGUAACAGUAUGGAUACUCUGUCUUGUAGAGGGCCUAAAUGUUGUUUGCUGUAGUACCUAGGGAUAUAUGGUCCUGCCUCAAGUUCAAGAUUAAUUUCUUGGAAGUUGAAGAUGGAUUAGUAAGUCUGUCUCUAAAGCAUAAGCUGGCUAAAUUUUUCUUGAGUACAAAAACUUGGAUGCUGGCAUCUCUAAACAUGCACCAAAGCACGAUUUAAAACUUGGUAAUGUGAAAAGUCCUUGAAAUGAGGAGUUGAAGCCUUAAAUAGAA